Molecule: messenger RNA, 1895 nt
Organism: Maniola jurtina (meadow brown)
Lineage: Eukaryota; Metazoa; Arthropoda; Insecta; Lepidoptera; Nymphalidae
Gene: aurB
Product: aurora kinase B-like
Exons: 6
Coding region: 209-1081 (290 amino acids)
Biological process (GO): mitotic spindle organization; protein phosphorylation; regulation of cytokinesis
Cellular component (GO): spindle microtubule; spindle pole centrosome; chromosome passenger complex
Molecular function (GO): protein kinase activity; ATP binding
Source: RefSeq, a predicted model, not a curated record
AUUUUGAAUUUCGGAACGCUAGGGCGAGUUUUAACGGAUAAACUGUGGCAUAUAAAUAAAUAUAAACAUUAUUUUACAUUAUUCGUAUUUCGCAGUAGUGUAACGUGUUAUAAUUUAUUAUUUUCAUUACAAAUAAAAACUUUGAGACUUGGUGUUUAUCUACCAAUGUCCUAUGUAAGAAUACUAUUUACACCAAACUAGAAAUAAUAUGGAAGUCGAUUUGAAAGAAGUGGCCGAGCUAGAGCGUAAAAUUAUCAAUCAUGAAGCUUACGCUAAACCCUACAAAUGGUCCCCUAGAGACUUCGAGCUCGGAUCAGGCCUGGGACGUGGAAAAUUUGGACACGUUCACGUUGCACGUGAGAAAAAGACUGGGUAUUUAGUGGCAAUUAAAGCACUAUUUAAAUCACAAAUAUUAAAGUCCAAUUGUGAGAGGCAAGUCAUGAGGGAAAUUGAAAUACAAUCGCAUUUAAAGCAUCCAAAUGUACUACGUCUGUUAACAUGGUUUCAUGAUGAGAAACGGAUAUAUCUUGUAGUGGAGUUUGCUGCAGGCGGAGAACUUUACAAACACUUGACUAGCUCCCCCAUGGGACGGUUUCCAGAAAACAGGGCUGCCAGAUACAUUUAUCAGGUUGCAGAUGCAGUAGAGUACUGUCAUCAACGCCAUGUGAUACACAGAGACAUAAAGCCGGAGAAUAUCUUAGUAGCACUGAAUGGUGACCUCAAACUUGCAGACUUUGGGUGGUCAGUGCAUGCCCCAUCGGAAAGGCGCAAGACUAUGUGUGGUACAUUAGACUAUCUACCCCCAGAGAUGAUUAAAAGAGAGGUGUACAAUGUCUCCGUAGACCAUUGGUGUAUUGGCGUCCUGUUGUACGAGUUCCUAGUGGGAAAACCACCUUUCGAGAGUGAGGGCCAGGACAAAACUUACGCAAGAAUCCUAGCUGUAGAUUUGACAUACCCUAGUUAUAUACCUAGUGGCGCCAAAGAUCUUAUCUCUAAGCUCCUGAGGGCCUCAAGUAAAGAUCGCUUGUCACUAGAUGGUGUGAAAAGGCAUUAUUGGGUGCAACAAUUUCAGAAUGUAUAAAAUAAUGUGUUUUUGCUUGAUCUUGAUGUUUUCACAAAUAAGAAUGUCUUAAGUACUUUGCAACAAAUCGUAGCUGAUUAUAAAUAAAGUUUCUUGUAUGAGAACCCACAAAACUCCGCCGAAUUUACGCUAAGUAACUUAACAUGUUCAUUGUUCACCGAAUGCAUUUGGCGAAUGGGUACUAUCUCUUUAGAAUCAAAGAUUCAGAAUUUAGUUACAGACUAUUACAUUCUUAUUUAAAUUGAUGUUAAGAGAAUGAGUACAUCCAAUUUAACACCAUUAUGCUAAUUUGGUUGAACUAAAUAAUUGAGGGGGUCUAAAACAAAUGCUACCCUUUUGUCAUACUACCUGUCAAUAUAGUUUGGAGACUACAACCGAAUUAGUACUAGGUAUUAUUUGACUAGUACCUACUAAUUCAGUACUUUUGUUUUUGUGUAUUAAGGUUUAUAAAAAUAAAACAAAACAUGAAAAAGUAUAAUUUAUUCAUUUAUCUUAUGCAUAAUAUUCACAUUAUUCCUACCCUAUUAUAUAUGAUGGUUAUUAGCACCAAAACUUGUAAAAUUGUGGCCGAUUCUGUUGUACACAAUUUCUUAACUAAAAUGGCAGCAAACUAUCCCUUUCAUAAUGCUUCCUGCAGCAAAGGAUAGCAAUAGAUUUAGGCCUUCCAAUUUAUUUUAGAGACUGUACAUGACAGAAUUAGCCACAUUGGUACUGAUUCUGUCGGCAACUAAAUUUUAGAGUAUUCGCAUCCUCUUCUUACUAAUGUAAAUUGAAAAGGACAGACACAUCUUGACAGUUCUAAAUUUAAUUUAAA